AUGUUUGACGAAAAAUUAGUCGCUUACUGAGCUCCAGGCACUCAGCAUGUCAGUGAAUAUAUUUCUAGUAGCCUUGGCAUUAAUUGGCCUGGCCCAAGGAGCCAGUUUUGGCCAGGACAGCAGGAUACGUUAUGAUAACUAUUCCGUAUACAAAGUUCGAUUCGAAACAAAAGACCAAAAGGAUUUGCUAAAACAGUUGGCUGAAGAUCGUAAUAAUUUCAGGCUAUGGCACGAGGCCAAGAAUGAGGUCCAUUUGAUGAUUAGUCCUAGCGCCUUAAAUGAAUUUGAAAAGCAAGUUUUGAGAGCCAACGUGAGUGCAGAGCUUUUUAUAGAGAAUGUUCAAGCGCUUAUCAAUACCGAGGAAGCUGAAAACUUUAUGGUCAGCAGAGAUGGCUCUUUUGGCUGGAAAAAGUACAACACCUUGGAAGAAAUUUACGCCUGGCUGGACGAAAUCUUGGCGGCCUAUCCUGUGAUAACCGAAGGAUUUGAACUUGGACAAUCCUAUGAGAACCGGACUAUUCGUGGCAUCAAGAUAUCUUACAAGUCUGGCAAUCCGGGAGUGUUUAUAGAGUCCAACAUCCAUGCCAGGGAGUGGAUCACUUCCGCCACAGCCACGUGGCUAAUCAAUGAAUUCCUCACCUCCACGGAUGAUUUUGUCAGGCAACUGGCCGAAAGCCAUGAUUGGUACAUUAUUCCUGUGCUCAACGUGGAUGGAUUUGUUUAUACUCAUGUAAAGGAUCGCAUGUGGCGAAAAACACGUCAGCCCUCGGCUAUUUCUACCUGUGUGGGAGUUGAUCCCAAUCGAAACUACGACUCCCACUGGAUGGAAAACGGUGGAGCAUCCGACAAUCCCUGUGCCGAGGACUAUGGAGGUCCUGCUCCCUUUUCCGAGCCAGAAAUCCAGGCCAUGGCAAACUAUGUGUCCUCCAUUAAGGACAAGAUAAAUGUCCUGAUUGCCUUCCAUUCGUAUAGUCAGCUCUUGCUUUCGCCCUAUGGCCACACAAGUGAAGAGUAUCCCCCCAAUUUCGAUGACCAGAUGGAAGUGGCCAAGGCCUAUGCCGAUGCAGUGGAAAGUCUGCCAUAUGGCACUGUUUACCGAUACGGUUCAUCUGCUGGAAUACUUUAUCCCGCUUCCGGAGCCACCAUUGACUGGGCCUACAAUGAGCAGGACAUUGACAUCACAUACACCAUCGAGUUCCGCGACACUGGACGCUAUGGUUUCAUUCUGCCACCAACCCACAUAAUUCCCAAUGCCGAGGAGGCAUUAAUUGGCAUUGUUGCUCUCCUAGAUAAGUGUGAAGAGCUGGGUUAUCUGAAGCUCAAGACUUUGUAAGUGCUGGGAAAAUUCUUGGCCCAAUAAAAUAAUAAAGAUUA
This is a messenger RNA of Drosophila ananassae, 1374 nucleotides long. Its product is annotated as zinc carboxypeptidase. The transcript is spliced from 5 exons. Gene Ontology annotation, biological process: proteolysis. The record is from RefSeq and is a predicted model, not a curated record. The coding region runs from base 47 to 1333 and encodes 428 amino acids. Lineage: Eukaryota; Metazoa; Arthropoda; Insecta; Diptera; Drosophilidae. Gene Ontology annotation, molecular function: zinc ion binding; metallocarboxypeptidase activity.